This is a messenger RNA of Gastrolobium bilobum, 714 nucleotides long. RefSeq names its product allene oxide cyclase, chloroplastic-like. Gene Ontology annotation, molecular function: allene-oxide cyclase activity. The transcript is spliced from 2 exons. Bases 1 to 678 code for a protein of 225 amino acids. The record is from RefSeq and is a predicted model, not a curated record. Gene Ontology annotation, biological process: jasmonic acid biosynthetic process. NCBI's taxonomy places the organism in Eukaryota, Viridiplantae, Streptophyta, Magnoliopsida, Fabales, Fabaceae.
AUGUCCUACCUUGGGACCAUAACCCCCAAAGGCGAUCGUCUAAGAUGCCAUAAGGGGAAACUGUCCCCUUUGCCCCACGCUGACACCACCAGGUACAGAGGGCGCAGCGCUGCUACAACAACAGCACCUGCCACGCCCAACACUGCCACCGAUACCAAAGUUCAAGAACUCUUUGUCUAUGAGAUCAAUGAACGUGACCGAGGCAGUCCUGCAUACCUUAGGCUAAGUCAAAAAUCUGUCAACUCUCUUGGAGAUUUAGUGCCAUUCAGCAACAAGCUCUACUAUGGAAACUUAGAAAAGAGGUUAGGGAUAACUUCAGGCUUAUGUGUUCUCAUCCAGCAUGUACCAGAGAAAAAGGGUGACAGAUAUGAGGCCAUUUACAGCUUCUACUUUAGAGACUAUGGUCACAUAUCAGUUCAAGGACCUUAUCUGACAUACCAAGACACAUAUCUGGCUGUAACUGGAGGCUCUGGGAUCUUUGAAGGUGUGUAUGGACAAGUGAAACGUCAGCAACUCGUAUUCCCAUUCAAGUUGUUCUACACUUUCUACUUGAAGGGUAUUCCUGAUUUGCCACCUGAGCUACUAGGGAAGCCUGUUGAACCAUCACCUAAAGUUGAGCCUUCUCCAGCUGCUAAGGCUACUGAGCCUAAUGCCUCUUUACCAAACUUCACAAACUGAUGCUGCAACUUAGCUUCCUUUCAGAAAGUUUUUUAG